Molecule: messenger RNA, 2429 nt
Organism: Acipenser ruthenus (sterlet)
Lineage: Eukaryota; Metazoa; Chordata; Actinopteri; Acipenseriformes; Acipenseridae
Product: leukotriene B4 receptor 1-like
Exons: 3
Coding region: 150-1205 (351 amino acids)
Biological process (GO): inflammatory response; phospholipase C-activating G protein-coupled receptor signaling pathway; positive regulation of cytosolic calcium ion concentration
Cellular component (GO): plasma membrane
Molecular function (GO): leukotriene receptor activity; complement receptor activity
Source: RefSeq, a predicted model, not a curated record
AAAGAGUCACAGUCAGUAUAAGGCAGACCAGGGCUAUACAUUUAGUUCUUCCUGGAAAAUAAAGAUAAUUUCUGAAAGCCAAAACCAAAAUAUUCCUUCUCCAUUAAAGGAUCUUUAUUCUCAACCAUAUUCCAGACCAGCAUCAAACAAUGAAUUUUUCCUCUCUCCCCCCCCCAUCCCUCCACCCACGACCUCCUUCCUCCUCCCCUGACCUCUCUAUAAUCCUGUCCACUGUCAUCCUGGCCUGGGCAUUUGUUCUGGGUUUCCCCGGGAACUUGUUUGUGGUGUGGACAGUGUUGUGUCGUGUGGCCCGGCGCUCCGUCACCUGCCUGCUGCUCUUGAAUCUGGCUAUGGCAGAUGCCCUGGUUCUGCUCACCACUCCCUUCUUCAUGCGUUCUGCCGCCGGGGGCCAAGGAUGGGAGUUUGGGAUGGCCUUCUGCAAGCUGGUUCAUUACCUCUGCGGUGUCAACAUGUAUGCCUCCAUCUUCCUCAUCACCGCCAUGAGCCUUGACCGCUUCCUGGCCGUGUCCCGCCCCUUCCUGUCCAAGCAUCUGCGUACCAAGAGGGCCCUGCUCAAGAUUCUGCUGGUUAUCUGGAGCCUGGCUUUCCUCUUCGCGAUUCCCAUGCCCGUCUACCGCAGGGUUUUCACAAAAGGAGGAUUGUUUAACUGCAUACUGUUCCACAGCGAUCCAAACCACAUGAUUUUCCAAUACCUGAUGGAGGCAAUCGCUGGGUUCCUGAUUCCCUUCUCCGUUAUCCUAUUCUGCUCUUUAUACAUUUGCUGGAAAUUUAAAAGCACCGCGUUUGAGAACAAAAGCAGACAGAUUAUCCUUCCCAUUGUGGUCGCUUUUUCUGUCUUCUGGAUGCCCUAUCACAUUGUGAACCUCAUCCAGGUUUCGGGUGCUUUAGCUGGGGAAGAAUCACUCAAGAAUGCCCUCCUGGAUGCUGCUAAAAUCGCCAGGCACAACGUGACGGCCUUCGCGUUCUUUAGCAGCAGCAUCAACCCCAUUCUCUACGUCUUCGCUGGAAGAAUUUACAUCCGGAGCGACGGCCUCAAUUUCAUGGCUGUCAUGUUGGAGAAAACCAAUUCUGAAAUGUCGGGAUCAGGGGUUUUUUCCCAGUCAAGCAGAGCAAAUGCAAGAUUGACUGAAUCCUUAGACUUAGGAAAUUCCCCAGAAAAUAAAACGCUUUCCAUGUCAACUUGAAGGAACCCAAUGUCUACCAGUAGAGUAGAGCUUAGAAUUUCACAGAAUUUAAAAUCCUACAUGUGAAGGAGCCAAUUGGAGGCUCUAUUGAUAGAAACUCAGACCUUGGCUAUAAUAUAUGUAAUAUAUGUAGAGCUACCAUCCUGUAUCCCUCCUACCCUUCCUCUCCAAAACCCUCGAGCGGGCUGUACACCGCCAGUUCUCUGCUUUCCUGUCCAACCACUCUCUGCUUGACCCUCUCCAAUCUGGCUUCCUCUCUGCUCACUCCACUGAAACCACCCUCCUGUCUGUCACCAACUCACUAAACUCUGCCCGAGCUGCCUCUCUCUCUUCUGUCCUAAAUCUCCUCGACCUCUCUGCUGCCUUUGACACUGUUGAUCACUCUAUUCUACUAUCCUCUCUCGCUGACCUAAGAAUCUCUGGCACUGCUCUGGUCCAGGCCCUGGUACUCUCCCGCCCAGACUACUGCAACUCCCUCCUGGCUGGCCUCCCUGCGUCCGCCACCCGUCCGCUUCAGCUCAUCCAGGCUAGGUAACAAUACUCUUAAAUAUCUAUUCAGGUAUUGUGCAAUCCCUUUUUGUAGUGUCAGUAUGUACUAAUAUUUAUUUGGUAAAUUGUUGUUUAAAACCUUCUAAUUGUAAUGCUUUUAAUGUGAUAUUAAUUGUGUAACUGUUUUGUGUGAUUUUUAAACUUAUUUUGUUGCAUGCUUAAUAAAUGCCAUCUUUCUAAGAAGAGAUUCCCAGUACUGGAUCAUUCACUCAUGUUGAACAAAUACGAUUUAUGAACUUUAAACAGCCUGGAAUGUGGUCUGUAUUUGGCUUGUUGUAACGUGUAAAUCCACUAUCAUUUUCAGAGAGCGAUAUUGAAAACGGGUUUGUACAUUAUAAUAGGAUGCAGUUAUUGUUUUGAGAAUAUAUUAACUGCUCACAAUAGUACCCACAGGUGUGCAGAUUUAGAUUUUUGACUAAUUCUUUUUACCAUGUUUUUUACAGAAUAUAACCUUAAUCCUGAACCUGACCUAACCCUACCCCUCUCUAACUUCAGCCCUAACCCUAACCCUUUUCUGGUACAAUUUGGUACUUGCAUACGUUGGAAAAAGAUUUACACAUUUAGCGCAUUGUAACUAUGCAUAACAACAUUGUAAUUAUGUGUGUAAGUACACAUGUAUUUACUAAUAUAUAACUAUAUUAAUACACAGUAAUUAGAGACACUUCACGUAAAGUG